Messenger RNA from Culex quinquefasciatus (southern house mosquito), 3309 nucleotides. RefSeq names its product alpha-actinin, sarcomeric (gene Actn). Gene Ontology annotation, cellular component: Z disc; plasma membrane; cell junction. Lineage: Eukaryota; Metazoa; Arthropoda; Insecta; Diptera; Culicidae. Gene Ontology annotation, molecular function: calcium ion binding; actin filament binding. Gene Ontology annotation, biological process: muscle cell development; actin cytoskeleton organization. The record is from RefSeq and is a predicted model, not a curated record.
AAAUAGCCGAUGCGCGAACAGACAAUUUUACCACAGUUUCGAGUUUGCUACCAACGCGAGUGGUUUGACGAUAUUUAGUUCAAGUGGUGUUGCUGGUGUUUUCGAUUGUCGGUUCGUUCUAAUCGAAAGCAUAAAGAUAUAAGGAACGAGAAUGAUGGAAAAUGGUGAUUACCCCGGUCAAUACGACGAAGUGAAUUACAUGGAGCAAGAAGAAGAGUGGGAGCGUGAAGGUUUGCUGGAUCCUGCAUGGGAGAAACAACAAAAAAAGACCUUUACUGCAUGGUGUAACAGUCAUUUACGCAAGGCUGGGACAUCAAUCGAAAACAUCGAAGACGACUUCCGCAAUGGACUCAAACUUAUGCUGCUGUUGGAAGUGAUCUCUGGCGAAACUCUACCAAAACCCGACCGUGGCAAAAUGCGCUUCCAUAAGAUUGCCAACGUGAACAAAGCGUUAGAUUUUAUUGCGUCAAAAGGGGUAAAGUUAGUUUCUAUUGGAGCAGAAGAAAUCGUUGAUGGCAAUUUGAAAAUGACACUCGGUAUGAUUUGGACCAUUAUUCUUCGUUUUGCUAUUCAAGACAUUUCUGUAGAAGAAAUGACUGCUAAAGAAGGUUUGCUGUUAUGGUGCCAACGAAAGACCGCACCCUAUAAAAAUGUCAAUGUGCAAAACUUCCAUCUCAGCUUCAAGGAUGGUCUUGCUUUCUGUGCUUUGAUUCAUCGUCAUCGCCCUGAUUUGAUUGACUAUUCUAAACUUUCUAAAGAUAACCCACUGGAGAACUUAAACACAGCAUUCGACGUGGCUGAGAAGUUCUUGGAUAUUCCAAGGAUGUUGGACCCUGAUGAUCUGCAGAAUACCGCCAUGCCAGAUGAAAGAGCUGUCAUGACCUACGUGUCAUCAUACUACCAUUGCUUCAGUGGGGCACAGAAGGCUGAGACUGCUGCUAACCGAAUUUGCAAAGUAUUAAAAGUCAAUCAAGAAAAUGAAAGACUUAUGGAAGAAUAUGAACGAUUGGCAAGUGAUCUUUUGGAGUGGAUUCGUCGUACAAUGCCAUGGCUGAAUUCAAGACAAUCCGAUAGUACCCUUGCCGGUGUACAGAAAAAGCUUGAAGAAUACAGAACCUACAGACGCAAGCAUAAGCCACCACGUGUUGAACAGAAGGCUAAGCUUGAAACUAACUUUAAUACUCUGCAAACUAAACUUCGCUUGUCAAAUCGUCCAGCUUACAUGCCAACGGAGGGAAAGAUGGUAUCGGAUAUCACAAAUUCCUGGAAAGGUUUGGAACAUGCCGAAAAGGCGUUCGAAGAAUGGCUUUUGGCGGAAACUAUGCGACUCGAGCGGUUGGAGCAUUUGGCACAAAAAUUCAAGCACAAAGCUGACACCCAUGAAGAUUGGACAAAGGGCAAGGAAAUGCUGCAAUCGCAAGAUUAUCGGAACUGUAAGUUGAACGAAUUAAAAGCUCUCAAGAAAAAGCAUGAAGCUUUUGAAUCUGAUCUGGCCGCUCACCAGGACCGUGUUGAACAGAUUGCUGCCAUUGCUCAGGAGUUGAACUCCUUGGAAUAUCAUGAUUGCAUUUCUGUCAACGCGCGAUGCCAGCGUAUUUGUGAUCAGUGGGAUCGAUUGGGCGCUCUCACCCAACACCGUCGUCAAGGGCUGGAUGAAGCAGAACGUAUAUUGGAGAAAAUUGACUUGCUUCAUUUGGAAUUUGCCAAACGUGCUGCUCCAUUCAACAAUUGGCUGGAUGGUGCACGAGAGGAUCUUGUUGACAUGUUUAUCGUGCAUACUAUGGAAGAAAUCCAAGGUUUGAUUCAAGCUCAUGAUCAGUUCAAGGCGACUCUUGGAGAGGCUGAUAAGGAGUUCAAUGUUAUCGUUGGAUUGGUUCGCGAUGCUGAGACCAUUGUAAAACAAGAACAAGUCCCUGGUGGUCUCGUCAAUCCCUACACCACGCUGACUGCUGACACCAUCAGCAGAAAGUGGUCUGAAGUGAGAGCGUUAGUUCCUCAGCGUGACCAAACGUUAGCAAAUGAGCUAAGAAAGCAGCAAAACAAUGAAAUGCUGCGCCGACAAUUUGCUGAAAAAGCUAAUGCUGUUGGUCCAUGGAUUGAGCGACAAAUGGAUGCUGUUACGGCUAUUGGAAUGGGAAUCUCUGGUUCGCUUGAAGAACAGCUGCACCGUUUGAAGGAGUAUGAACAGGCUGUAUAUGCAUACAAGCCAAGCAUCGAGGAACUAGAGAAGAUUCACCAGGCUGUACAGGAGUCAAUGAUUUUCGAGAAUCGAUACACGCACUAUACCAUGGAGACAUUGCGGGUUGGCUGGGAACAGCUUCUGACUUCUAUCAACAGAAAUAUCAACGAAGUUGAAAACCAGAUUCUUACUCGAGAUUCCAAGGGUAUCACGCAGGAACAAUUGACAGAAUUCCGCUCCAGCUUUAAUCAUUUCGAUAAAAACCGAACCGGCCGUCUUGCGCCAGAGGAAUACAAGUCAUGCUUAGUGUCACUAGGAUACUCCAUUGGCAAGGACAAACAAGGCGAUAUGGACUUCCAGCGUAUUCUAGCCGUGGUGGAUCCAAACAACUCUGGAUACGUUCAAUUUGAUGCGUUCCUCGACUUCAUGACAAGAGAAAGUACCGAUACAGAUACUGCCGAACAAGUUAUUGAUUCCUUCAGAAUUCUUGCUUCUGACAAGCCCUACAUUUUGCCCGAUGAACUUCGUCGUGAGUUGCCUCCAGAUCAGGCCGAAUACUGUAUUCAGAGGAUGCCGCCAUAUAAAGGACCAAACGCCAUUCCUGGAGCUCUCGAUUAUAUGUCGUUUAGUACUGCGCUUUAUGGAGAAAGUGAUCUGUAGAUAUAAGUAAUCUAGAGAGCAUGAGAGAGAGAGAGAGAGAGAGAGAGAGAGAGAGAGAGAGAGAGAGAGAGAGAGCUAUUCAUACAUUGAAUAGAGAAUACAAAAGUGAAAGCCACCUGUUACGUGCUAUAUACUGUGUAUCUUAAAUAAACAACCUAUUGAAAAAAGGUAUCGAACGCAUUCAUACCGCGUCUUGUGAACAGAAUUUAGAAAAAAUAACAAUUUGAGAAAUUCGAGACAUAGCAAAUGGUUAAUUUUUUUUUCUGUGUGAAUAGCUCUCACAAACUCUCAAAUCCAUGUUUGACAGAAUGACAUCAAUCUUAAAAAACAGGCCAUACACGCGCUGUAUUGUUCUUUUUUAAGCCAUACAAAACAAGAACAACAUAAGAUCAAGAGGGAGGGAGAGAGAGGGCAAAGUUUUAAAAUGUGUGAAGCGAUUUUACCGGAAAAUAUAAUAGUUUUUAUUUUUA